GUCUGCUCCCUCUACCCGCCGAAGCCUAGUUGCUCGCCCUGCCCGGUGCGUGGGAAGAUGGUAAGGGCUCUCUAGGAUCAUGCCCCGCCCAAUGCGAUGUGGCUUUCUCCUCCUGGCCUCCUGCUGCUCCCUCCUGAGCGUUGCCCCGGGGUGGGCCUGCCCGGCGCGCUGCGAGUGCACCCCUCAGCUCAAGUCCGUCUCCUGCCAUCGGAAACGCCUGACGUCCGUCCCGGAGGGGAUCCCGACCGAGACGCGGAUCCUGGAGCUGAACAAGAACCGCAUCCGCUGCUUGAACGCGGGCGAGCUCUCCUCUUUCCCCAUGCUGGAAGAGCUGGACUUCAGCGAGAACGUCAUCUCCAGCGUGGAGCCCGGGGCCUUCGGCAACCUCUUCAGCCUGCAAGUCUUGCGGCUUCGGCGCAACCAGCUCAAGCUGAUCCCUGCGGGAGUCUUCCACAAACUGGCCAACCUGAGCCUGCUGGACAUCAGCGAGAACAAGAUCGUCAUCCUCCUGGACUUCGCCUUUCAAGACCUGGUGAGCCUGAAGCACCUGGAAGUCGGGGACAACGACCUGGUCUACAUCUCCCGGAAGGCCUUCUCCGGCCUGCUCAGCCUCCGGGAGCUGACCAUCGAGAAGUGCAACCUGACGGACCUCUCGGCCGAGUCCCUCUCUCGCCUGCAAAGCCUGGAGGCCCUGCGGCUCAGGCACCUCGGCAUCGGCCUGCUGGAAGACCAGAACUUCCGGAGGCUCGGCCGCCUGCGGCUUCUGGAAAUCGACAACUGGCCGUUGCUGGAGGACAUUUCGCCCAACGCCUUCCAGGGCCUCAACCUCACCUCCCUCUCCGUCACCUUCACCAACAUCACGGCCGUGCCGACCGCAGCCCUGAGGAGCCUGGGGCACCUGGCCUACCUCAACCUCUCCUACAACCCCAUCAGCACCGUGCCGAGGGGCUCCUUCCGGGAGCUCACCCGUCUGAGGGAGCUGCACCUGGUGGGCGCCCUGCUGGUCUCCGUGGAGCCCCAGGCGCUGUCCGGGCUGAGGCAGAUCCGCCUACUGAACCUCUCCAACAAUCUCCUGUCCACGCUGGAAGAGAGCACCUUCCACUCCGUCAACACCCUGGAAACCCUCCGGCUGGACCAGAACCCCCUGGUCUGCGACUGCCGCCUGCUCUGGAUCCUCCAGCGCCGGAAGACGCUGAACUUUGAUGGGCAGCCCCCCAUGUGCUCCUCUCCCCUCGAGAUCCAGGGCGACGCCCUGCACGGCUUCCCAGACUCCGUCCUCUUCGAGUACUUCACCUGCCAAAAGCCCAAAAUCCGGAACCGCCACCUCCAGCGCGUGACAGCUCGCGAGGGGCAGGCGGUGUCCUUCCAGUGCCAGGCCGAGGGGGAGCCCACGCCCUCCAUCAGCUGGGUCUCUCCUCAGCAUCGGAUGAUCACCUCCAAGAGUUCGGGCCGGGCCACCGUGUCGCCCGGCGGGACGCUGGCAAUCCGCUACGCCCAGGUCCAGGACAGCGGCACCUACAUUUGCAUCGCCAGCAACACUGCCGGCAACGACACCUACUUUGCCAUACUGACCGUCAAAGGGCCCUCCGCCGACGGCAUCCCGGAUGCCAACCGGACAUCGUUGCUGGGCGAGUUCAACGAGACUUCCCACAACGACAGCCGGGUCUUCAUCAAGUUCACCCUGGACCUCAAGACCAUCCUGGUGUCCACGGCCAUGGGCUGCAUCACCUUCCUGGGGGUGGUGCUCUUCUGCUUCCUGCUACUCUUCGUCUGGAGUCGGGGCCGGGGGCAGCACAAGAACAACUUUGCUGGGGAGUACUCCUUCCGCAAGGUGGACGGCCCCACCUCGGCCUCCGGGCAGGGGGGAGCCAGGAAGUUCAACAUGAAGAUGAUCUGA
Molecule: messenger RNA, 1897 nt
Organism: Thamnophis sirtalis
Lineage: Eukaryota; Metazoa; Chordata; Lepidosauria; Squamata; Natricidae
Gene: LINGO3
Product: leucine rich repeat and Ig domain containing 3
Cellular component (GO): plasma membrane
Molecular function (GO): protein binding
Source: RefSeq, a predicted model, not a curated record